Messenger RNA from Pelmatolapia mariae (spotted tilapia), 824 nucleotides. RefSeq names its product selection and upkeep of intraepithelial T-cells protein 7-like. The transcript is spliced from 3 exons. Bases 171 to 647 code for a protein of 158 amino acids. Gene Ontology annotation, molecular function: signaling receptor binding. Gene Ontology annotation, cellular component: external side of plasma membrane. NCBI's taxonomy places the organism in Eukaryota, Metazoa, Chordata, Actinopteri, Cichliformes, Cichlidae. Gene Ontology annotation, biological process: regulation of cytokine production; T cell receptor signaling pathway. The record is from RefSeq and is a predicted model, not a curated record.
GGAUGCAGAGAAAGUGGGUGUUCCCGCACUCAAUAACUACAAACACUCAAUAUCUUUAAUUAAUUAACGCAGUCGGGUUUUACACUCAUCUUAAGUUACCCACAGUAAAUACCAGCAUCCUGGGACAUUUAUAACCAUCUAAGUGUCGAUGCAUCAACAUUAACAAAGAAAUGUCUGCAUCUCUCUGCUGUUUCCUGUCUAUCGGGCUCCUCGUGGUCGUCUCUGCAGAUAAGAAAAUCAUCACAGCUCAGUCUGGACAGAAUCUCACUCUUCCUUGUCAAGCUGAAAACAACAACAUCAACACUGUACAGUGGAGCAGAGCUGACCUGGGGACAAAAUAUGUCCUGUUAUUCCGGGAUGGACACCUUGAUCCAGAUGACCAGCAUCCAUCUUUUAAGAACCGGGUGGAUCUGCAGUACAAAAAGAUUAAGGAAGGAGACGUGUCUUUGAUUCUGAAGAAUGUGAUAAUUAAUGACACUGGAACAUACGAGUGUUAUAGUUUUCAGUCAGGAGGAAACCAAGAGAAACCCAUCAGCAGCAUCUACCUGAGAGUUGAUCCUCCAGGUCAGACAGGAGGAGCUGCUAGACUGAAAGUUGUUGUGCCAGUUUUUGGUCUACUUUUUGUUGCUGUUGGUUUUGCAGUUUAGAGAACACCAGACUCAGGAUCCAUACCAGCCUCCCACUGAACUGCAUCAGGUUUGAAAGAUCCCAGGUCAACUGAUGACAAAAGGAACAUAAAACAAUUUCAAUGACUGUCAUCUGUUGUAUAAUUCUUUUUUCUUUUUUUUAACAACUGAACUGCAUUUUUGUAUAGAAGUAAGGUU